UGCAGCUCUGUCCGACACACUCAUCGUGGAGACAGUGGGCAGCCUGGAAGUUGGCCAGAGAGGCUCUGUGAGAUGUACGGUCCCCAAAGUCUACCCUGCUCAAGUGGAGGUGGAGUGGCUGAAAGGAACAACGUUGCUGAAGACCGACAGCUUCCGUGACUACACGGAGGUAGAAACGGCGAUGAACUUCACCUACGAACUGACGGCCGAAUUGCGAGACUCAGGACAAGAGCUGACAUGCCGAGUGCAAUUACUCACGGAGAACCAACCACGCAAGGCCGAGGGGACGCUAACGUUACAGGCUCACUGUGCUCCCACAGAGAUUGACAUUACUGCAGAGCCCUCUGCCACAGUGAGAGAGGGUCAGGAUGUUCGGCUAACCUGUGCUGCAGACAGCAGCCCCGCUGCCACGAUAGUGUGGAGCACGUUAUCUGCCGGCAACUGGUCAGUCGUGGCCGAGGACCGAGCGAUUCUGCACCUGUCACCGGCCCUGUUCGGGGACACGGGAAUGUACCGCUGUGAAGCCGGCAAUAAACUGGGGACAAUCACCAAGGAGGUGGAAGUCCACGUUCAAGGUAUCUCCGAAGGCUCCUGA
Molecule: messenger RNA, 595 nt
Organism: Amblyraja radiata (thorny skate)
Lineage: Eukaryota; Metazoa; Chordata; Chondrichthyes; Rajiformes; Rajidae
Product: vascular cell adhesion protein 1
Exons: 3
Coding region: 182-595 (137 amino acids)
Biological process (GO): cell-cell adhesion
Cellular component (GO): cell-cell junction; plasma membrane
Molecular function (GO): cell adhesion molecule binding
Source: RefSeq, a predicted model, not a curated record